Messenger RNA from Sebastes umbrosus (honeycomb rockfish), 1548 nucleotides. RefSeq names its product GTPase IMAP family member 9-like. NCBI's taxonomy places the organism in Eukaryota, Metazoa, Chordata, Actinopteri, Perciformes, Sebastidae. The record is from RefSeq and is a predicted model, not a curated record. Bases 137 to 1180 code for a protein of 347 amino acids. Gene Ontology annotation, molecular function: GTP binding. The transcript is spliced from 2 exons.
AAGAACAAAGAAGGAAAAAGGUAAUAUAGUCUGCUGUAUGUAACUCCAAACAGCACCAGUUCUCAUCAGCCUGCAGGAGAAGACAGAACUGUUCUCAUGAUUCAGACAUUUAUGUGGACUCCACAUCUGCAGAACCAUGGCCUUAAGUGUUGAGAGGCAAAACCAGACAGAAGACGAGGGCAGACAGACUGCAAGGAACCAGAACACAGAUUUUGAUCCACCAGAAGAAAUUCGAAUAGUGCUGAUGGGAAAGACAGGAAGUGGCAAGAGUGCAUCGGGAAACACCAUCCUAAACCGAAAGGCUUUUACGUCCGUCUUCUCACCAGGCUCUGUGACGUCAGAGUGUGAAAAGGCCAAAGGAGCGGUGGAUGGACGCAGGGUCGCUGUCAUUGACACACCAGGGAUUUACGAUACAAAGUACAAAGAAGACGAGGUGGUCAGAAAGCUGAAAGAAUGCAUCUCUUACUCCGCCCCCGGUCCCCACGUGUUCGUGAUUGUGAUCAAGGCGGGCAGAUUCACAGAGGAAGAACAGAAAACUGUUGAACUCCUGCAGCAGGUGUUUGGGGACAAAGCUGCAGAUUACUCCGUUGUUCUCUUCACUCAUGGUGACCAGCUGCAUCGCACAAGAAUUGAAGAUUUCUUUAGGAAAAGUCAACCCCUUAGCCAUUUGGUCGCAAAAUGCAACGGGCGGUAUCAUGUCUUCAAUAACACAGUUCCCGAUGACAGACAGGUGCCUCAGCUGCUUGCAAAGAUAGAAACCAUGGUCAGUGAUAAUGGAGGAACAUUUUACACGAAUGAAAUGUUCCAGGAGGCUGAGCGAGCGAUCCGAGAAGAACAAGAGAAGAUUAUGAAAGCUAGUGCCGAGGAAAAACUCAGACAGGAAGAAGAACUGAUGGCAAAAUUUGAAGGAGAAGAGCUGGAAGACAUGAUACGGUCUCUCCAUGAAGAGUAUAAAAUAAAAUCAAGAGAAAAGGCAGAGAAGAAAAACAAAUUCAUUAAAACUGGUAUGGUUCUAACAUCCGCUGAAGUGGGUAUUGCAAUCGGGCUUGCUGCAGGAGCUGUUGGAGGUCCAGUUUGCAUAGCCUUCGGAGCAGUGGUGGGUGGAGCUGUCGGAGCUACAGUGGGACUCUUGGCACCAGCAGCAGUAAAAGCUCUGAAAAAGAAAUGCUCUGUACAAUAAACCAUAUGCUGCAUAUACAUGGCUAGUGAAAGUACUGAGCAAGGAACUGACACAACUACCUGUACCGCAUCUGCUUUCAAAAGCUUGUAACUCAUCAAGUGCCAGCAGAUUAUUAUGGUUACUUUGAAUAUGCUCUGAUAAUUCCGCUGUACCUGCACAAAUUGAGAUUUUGGCUGCUAAAGAUCUGGAUAUUUCCCUCAGGAUUUGGUGGAAACCAAACCAGAGCUAAAUGCAGAGUGAAUAUUGUAGUUACAUUUGUCAGAUAGACAGAAACACAACUCCAAAUGAAUGCUAAUGCUUCUCCAUGUCUUCUUGAAGUGUAAAUAGUAGGGCUGUCAAUCGCUUAAAAUAUUUAAUUGCAUGAUUGU